GAAUGCGGAAGUUGAGGCGGAUCGGCGGCUCGGCGGCUGUAGUGUUUCUUCCUUCGUCCACAUCAACAGGUGGAAAACAUGACAGAACCGACCAAGCACGACAUUUCUGCCAUUUUCAAGCGUUUACGGUCAAUUCCUACGAAUAAGGCCUGUUUUGACUGCUCUGCUAAGAACCCCAGCUGGGCCAGUAUCACAUAUGGAGUGUUCCUGUGUAUUGACUGCUCAGGGACUCACCGCUCUCUGGGAGUGCACCUGUCCUUUAUCAGGUCUACUGAACUGGACUCCAACUGGUCCUGGUAUCAGCUGCGCUGCAUGCAGGUUGGGGGCAAUGCCAGUGCAACUGCCUUUUUUAACCAACACGGUGGCACUGCAGGUGCAGCCAAUGCCAAAUACAACAGCCGAGCAGCGCAGCUUUAUAGAGAGAAGAUAAAGACUCUGGCCACUCAAGCCACCAGGCAGCACGGCACAGAGCUGUGGCUGGACAGCCAGGCUCCCCUGUCCCCCACAUCUCCUGGAGACAAACAUGAAGACUUUUUCAGUCAGCACACACAGGAUGAUGGCAGCUCUCUCCAGCAAAAGCUGAAUCCACCACAGGACACGACACAGGACAACAAUAAUAAUGACAACAGUCAAGAAGGCCCUUCCGUCGAGCUCCUCAGUGUUUCUCCAAAAGCUGCUUUAGAGCCAUCUCUAAUCAAAAAGAAGCCAGCAGCAGCCAAAAAAACAUUGGGCUCUAAGAAAGGAGGACUGGGGGCUCAGAAGGUGAGCAGCCAGAGCUUCUCAGCGCAGGAGAAGAGAGCACAGGCUGUGGAUAGACUGCGAGAAGAGACAGUGACAGAAAAGAGUGCAGAGCCAGAAGAGCCAGUUGUGAGCUCUCUGCGGCUGGCCUAUCAGGAUCUGGAGCUGCAGAGGAAGAGAGAUGAGGAGAAGCUACGGGGGCUGGAGGGCAAGAAGAAGGAGCAGGCUGAGAGGCUGGGCAUGGGCCUGGCCAGCAGGAGCGGAGUUUCUCACUCUGUCCUGGCAGACAUGCAGACCAUUCAACAGGAGACACCCACCAUAGCUCAGUCCUCCUCUCGCUCCAGGAAGUACAGUGAGGAUGAGGAGGACGAUGAUGGAUUUGUCUCCAUUAGGAGCUCCUCCAGGUUUACAGAUGACACGUCCCAGUCGUCAGACCACUUCUUCUCACAGUGGGGAGACGUCAAGAAGAAAGAACCGAAGAAACCAGAGCCUGACUUUUACUUGACUUCCAAAAUGUCUUCAUACGAAGAGAGGACCACAGCGAGGAGAAAAGCAGAUUCAGGGCCUGUACCGGUCUCUGAUGAUGCUCAGAAGAAGUUUGGUGGUGCAAAAGCCAUCUCCUCUGAUAUGUUCUUCGGUAAACCGGACAACUCUGAGUAUGAAGCGAGAACCCGACUGGAACGCCUCUCUGGCAAUUCAGCCAUCAGCUCAGCAGAUCUGUUCGAUGAGCAGAAGAAGCAGACAAGCAGUUCAUACAGUCUGACCAAUGUGCUGCCCAGUGCUCCAGACAUGACUCAGCUCAAGUUGGGUGUGCGCUCUGUGGCUGGCAAGCUGUCCGUCAUGGCCAGUGGUGUGGUUUCAUCUAUACAGGAUCGCUACAACACAUGAGCAUUUAGAGCAUACAGGAGGAGCAGCGUCUCAUUAUAAUGAAGAGAUACUGUACAUGUAGGUCACAACUGCAUUUACAAUCAAAUAUGAUGCGUAUAUGUAGCUUUAUGGAAUAGUUAUGUAAGUGGCCAUGUAAUGGCUAGAUCCUGGCUCUUUUGGAAAGCUAACUGAAGGACAGGCUUUGAUAUGUUAUUUAAACUUGAAAUGCUUUUUUUUUUCUCCUUAUAAUUUUUCAAAAGAAAUCAUAUUGGUAUUGGGGGCACUUUGGGUUAUUUGGCUCUGAGGCCAAAUAUAUAUCUUUUUUGCUUUUUGUAAAUAUUGUAUGGAUUGUUUGUCUUUCUCAACCUGUUAUACAUGGAUUACUUUGGAUUUCAUCCUAUUUUUUUAGAGUAAUCUGAGAAAAGGGAUCUUCAUGGGAUUGAAUAGCUUUCAUUUCUCAAGUGCUCUUAAAACACAGCGGUCUCUAGAUCACUGAAAGACCAAAUUCCACAGAGAGAUUUCCUGAUGAUCACUCUAGAUUUGGAGAAAUGCUGCAUUGAUUGUUGAAGCACAUAUAACUGUAACAGUAGGGAUGUUUUCAAAUUGCGCUACGCAUUACUUUGAGAUAUUUUACGACUGUAUAAAGAUGUUAAUGUUUGUGUAAAUGUGCCAUUGACGUAUGACGAUGCGUUUCACCUUUGUUGAAUAUAUGGGGAUAUAUUUCGGAUAUAUAAGAAAAACAAGUCACUUUUAAAAGUCCUCCAGUGAAGAAAUGUAUUGCUAAAUACGGUGGAGAAUUGAGAAUUGCACCUUCUUUUAGGGAGCACUAGGUGGUGGUGUUUACAGAAAUUUAUUACACCAAAGCUGAAGAGAGGCGUUAGCAAGGACCUUCGGGCUAACAUUUACUGAUUGUUGUUGGACUUUGAAUAAAGCUUUAGGUUUGGACUAAGCUCAUACAAAACCAAACGUUCAUGUAAACUAUGCCUUAUUAGCCAGAGAAACAUUCCAUUGAUACCUUUUUUGCUUUUCUGUCUUUGUUUAUAUUCAUAUUAGCCAUUGAUUUGCAAGGGCAGCUUUUGCUUAACUGUAUUUUAUGCACUACAGAAUUAUUAUUAAGAAUGGAUAGAUGCUAAUUAUAUUUCCUAGCUGGAGCACAUUGUGUACACUUCAUGCUGAGUAUAUUGAAAGAGCUUGAAUACAAUCAAAGCUAUGUGGGAACCAAACCAGUAAUUUCUUCUAAGAAGAAAGACUGAAAAUAUAUAGAAAUCAUAAUUUUGUCAGUUUCAAGCUGAAUACUUCAUGUUAUAUGUAGUAGCCCUCUAGGUCAGAUGCAAAACCCAUGUUAAGUUUGAAAAACACUUGCACUACAAAAUAAAAUAUUUAGAGUGAAACAAGUGGUGAUUAUUAUAAAACUCAUAACAAUGAAUAGGGGACAUUUAAAAUUUUGUGCUAAGAAAUAAAUAAACACUUUUUUGUGAAAAGUCUGUA
Molecule: messenger RNA, 3093 nt
Organism: Colossoma macropomum (tambaqui)
Lineage: Eukaryota; Metazoa; Chordata; Actinopteri; Characiformes; Serrasalmidae
Gene: arfgap3
Product: ADP-ribosylation factor GTPase activating protein 3
Exons: 16
Coding region: 79-1626 (515 amino acids)
Biological process (GO): COPI coating of Golgi vesicle
Molecular function (GO): GTPase activator activity
Source: RefSeq, a predicted model, not a curated record